AUGCUUGGAAUGAAGGUUUUGGCCGGCGCUGCGGCGCUGUCCACUUUCCUGUCGGCUUCUUUUGCCUUGGAUGUCCAGGCUCAGAACAACGUCGCCGUCUACUGGGGUCAAGGUGCUAAUCAGCUUCGUCUGGCUCAUUUCUGUGCUGAGACUUCCUUGGAUAUCAUCAACAUCGGCUUCAUCAAUACCUUCCCUCACCACGUGGGAGCUUGGCCAGGUUCCAACUUUGGUAACCAAUGUUCUGGAGCAACCUUUGGAAACUCAUCCCUUUUGGAAGGAUGUUCUCAGAUCUACGAUGACAUUCCUGUCUGUCAGGCCUUGGGAAAGACUGUUCUUCUUUCCCUUGGUGGAGAGGGCGCCGACACCGGUGUUCUUGAUACUGCUACCGCUGAGUGGUUUGCGGAUUUCCUCUGGUACUCGUUCGGUCCUUACAACGCUUCUGCCGUCGCAGAGGGUUUCCCUCGUCCAUUUGAAAAUGCUACUGUCGAUGGUUUUGACUUCGAUGUCGAGGCUAAUGGCAACAGUGGAUAUGCUACCAUGAUCAAUCGUCUUCGCUCACAGUACGCCAACUACCCUGAGCAGAAAUUCUACAUCUCAGGUGCUCCUCAGUGUGUCAUUCCCGAUGCGCAGCUUGAUGAUGCCAUUGCCCAUGCCGUCUUUGAUUUCAUCUGGGUCCAGUUCUACAACACCUACUCGUGCUCUGCUCUGUCCUGGUUUUCAGCUGACAAGGGCUUCAACUUUGCCGAUUGGGUUGGUGUUAUUCAGAACAGUGCUAAUCCUUCCACCAAGCUCUUCAUUGGAUUGACUGCUGAUACCACCUCCGAGUACUACCUCUCUGGCGAUGAAGUUUUGGUCAUGGUUGAGCCGUUUAUCACUGAAUACCCUGAUACAUUCGGUGGUAUCAUGUUGUGGGAGGCUACUUUGUCUGACGAGGACCUCAGUCUUGCGGGCUUGACUUAUGCGGAGCAGAUGAAGACUGUCCUCUACUACUACGCUCCUCCUCCUCCUCCUCCUCUUCCAACCUCAACUCCCAUCCCCACUGUGACACCGACUCCGGUUCCUAGCUGGACCCCGUCGCCCUCUGCGUCGGUGACCCCUUCUAGCCCUGUCACUCCCUCCAGUCCUGCUGUUCCCUCUAGCUCUGCUACCCCUUCUAGCCCUGUCACUCCCUCCGGCUCUGCUACUCCCUCCAGCCCUGCUGUUCCCUCUAGCUCUGCUACCCCAUCCGGCUCUGCCACUCCCUCCGGAUCGGCUACUCCCUCUGGCUCUGCCACUCCCUCCGGAUCGGCUACUCCCUCAGGCUCUGCUACUCCCUCCGGAUCAGCCGUUCCCUCAGGCUCCGUCACUCCCUCAGGCUCUGCCACUCCCUCGGGCUCUACUACUCCUUCCGGAUCGGCUACUCCCUCUGGCUCUGCCACUCCCUCUGGAUCUGUGACUCCCUCUGGCUCUGCCACUCCCUCCGGAUCGGCUACUCCCUCAGGCUCUGCUACUCCCUCCGGAUCAGCCGUUCCCUCAGGCUCCGUCACUCCCUCAGGCUCUGCCACUCCCUCGGGCUCUACUACUCCUUCCGGAUCUGCUACUCCCUCCGGAUCAGCCGUUCCCUCAGGCUCCGUCACUCCCUCAGGCUCUGCCACUCCCUCGGGCUCUGCUACUCCUUCCGGAUCUGCUAUUCCCUCUGGAUCCGUGACUCCCUCGGGCUCCGCCAUUCCCUCUGGAUCAGUGACUCCCCCCGGAUCGGCUACUCCCUCUGGAUCGGCUACUCUCUCUGGCUCUGCCACUCCCUCUGGAUCAGCUGUCUCGUCCAGCUCAGUCGUCAACUCCAGCAAGCCUGCUUCUAGCCCAGCUGCUUCAGCUCAAUCGACCCAGUCAGGCUCUCUGUCUAGUUCUCCUGUCGCAAGCCACAGCUCAGCUCCUGCCUCUUCCCCAUCUGUUGGACUUUCUGCCUCUGCCUCUGUUUCCCCUUCAUCUGGUAACUCGGGAUCGACUGUGAAGCCUUCAGCCUCCGGAACCGUAUCUCAGUCUUCUUCGCCUGUUGCUUCUGUGGGUCCUUCCUCUUCGGGUCUGUCUGGCACUUUGCCCGAAUCGAGCGUGUCUCCUUCCUCGAAGCCCACCCAAACCGGUACUGCUGUUCCCUCGCGUACUCCUAUCACUGUUCCUACACAGUCAAAGUCUACCGGUGUUCCCAGCUCGAGCUUGAAGGCCUCUACAUCGGUUGCCUCCUCUUCUGGCACCGCAUCGCACAUUGCCACAACUCCGGCUGGCUCUGGAGACUCUGCGACCACUGUUGUUGUUUACGAGACUACUACUUGGUGCCCCGUUACCGCCACUGAGACUUCUGGCUCAGUCACACGCACUAUUGUUACCAGCACUCCCUCGGUCGUUCUUGUGACAUCCACAUCCACUCUCCCAGUGGCUACCACUACCCCGGCUGGAUCUGGAGAGUCUGUGACUACUGUUGUGGUCUAUGAGACCACCACUUGGUGCCCCGUCACUGCCACUGAGACCUCUGGCUCAGUCACCCGUACUAUUGUCACCAGCACACCCUCUGCAGUGCUUGUGACAACCACAUCCACUAUCCCAGCAGUUUCCACAACCCCUACUGGUGUGAGUGCUGAAUCGACUUCAGUUGGAUCUGGAGAGUCGGUGACUACCGUUGUGGUCUAUGAGACUACCACCUGGUGCCCUGUCACUGCCACUGAGACCUCUGGCUCAGUCACCCGUACUAUUGUCACCAGCACUCCCUCUGCGGUGCUUGUGACAACCACCUCUACUAUUCCUGCGGCUACCACCACUCCUGUCGGUGUGAGCGCUGGGUCGACUUCGGUUGGAUCUGGAGAGUCUGUGACCACUGUUGUUGUCUAUGAGACUACUACUUGGUGCCCCGUUACCGCCACUGAGACUUCUGGCUCAGUCACACGCACUGUUGUUACCAGCACCCCCUCAGUUGUUCUUGUGACAUCCACAUCUACUCUCCCAGCAGUCACCACAACCCCUGUGGCUACCACCACUCCUGUCGGUGUGAGCGCUGGAUCGACUUCGGUUGGAUCUGGAGAGUCUGUUACCACUGUUGUGGUCUACGAGACAACCACUUGGUGCCCCGUCACCGCCACUGAGACUUCCGGCUCAGUUACACGUACCAUUGUCACCAGCACUCCCUCGGUCGUUCUUGUGACAUCCACAUCCACUCUGCCAGCGACUGUCUCUGCUUCCGUUGAGACUGUCACCUCCACAUGGGGCUCGGGUGUGUCCGCCGGACAGGGCCAAGGUUCUAGCCCUAGCGGCGUGCCUCAACCCCCGGCUAGUGGGUCCGUCGGUGUGGUGUCUGGUCACCCGGCCUCCACAGCUCUGGUCACUGGAGUUGGAGCCAUCCGUACUCACAGCCAGACUCCAUCGUUUGUCUUCCACCCUACUGCCACGAGCACUGUCUCUGGUAGCUCGGGAACCUCCAGUGCCACACCUCAAGGCGCUUCCCCUGCAUACAAUGCUGCUGGUUCUCGCUCGGAUAUGGUUAAUUUCUUCGGCGUCGCUUUCGCCGUUCUCCUGUCCGCUAUUCUGAUUUAA
Messenger RNA from Penicillium verhagenii, 3561 nucleotides. RefSeq names its product class III chitinase ChiA1 (gene chiA1). Gene Ontology annotation, biological process: carbohydrate metabolic process. Gene Ontology annotation, molecular function: chitinase activity. Gene Ontology annotation, cellular component: extracellular region. Lineage: Eukaryota; Fungi; Ascomycota; Eurotiomycetes; Eurotiales; Aspergillaceae. The record is from RefSeq and is a predicted model, not a curated record. The transcript is spliced from 3 exons. The coding region runs from base 1 to 3561 and encodes 1186 amino acids.